Octodon degus (degu) is the source of this 1240-nucleotide messenger RNA. It is a transcript of the gene Itln1, whose product is annotated as intelectin 1. Lineage: Eukaryota; Metazoa; Chordata; Mammalia; Rodentia; Octodontidae. The record is from RefSeq and is a predicted model, not a curated record. The transcript has 8 exons. Gene Ontology annotation, molecular function: oligosaccharide binding. The coding region runs from base 109 to 1110 and encodes 333 amino acids.
GGGAUUUCUCCAGAAAGCCUCGGCCCCCCGUCAGGAGGCUCUAGAGGAAGGGCGCAGACUCCAUUCUGCUGGAAAUUGCCAGCUCCACGCUCGGACUAGAGCGGGGCCAUGGAAACAGGGGAAGAUGGUCAGGACAGUGAGCUUCAUCUUGCUUUUCUUCAGGUGACAAUGGUCAGCAUCAGUAUCCUGUUGUUCCUCAUCGUGGCCACCAGGGGGUGCAGCGCAGCUGUGACCUAUCUUGAUCCUGAGAAACAGACCUGUUUUUUGUCUCCAUCUCUUCCCCGAAGCUGCGUGGAAAUCAAGGAGAGAUGUCAUGGUGCCCAAGAUGGCCUGUAUUUCCUCCGCACCAAGAAUGAUGGCAUCUACCAGACCUUCUGUGACAUGACCACAGAUGGCGGUGGCUGGACCCUGGUGGCCAGUGUGCAUGAGAACAACAUGUACGGGAAGUGCACAGUGGGUGAUCGCUGGUCCAGUCAGCAAGGCAACCGAGCCGACUCCCCUGCGGGUGACGGCAACUGGGCCAGCUACAACACAUUUGGGACUGCAGAGGCUGCCACCAGCGAUGACUACAAGAAUCCUGGCUACUGUGACAUCCAGGCCCAGGACCUGGGCAUCUGGCAUGUGCCCAACAAUACCCCCAUGGAGAACUGGAGGAAUAGUUCCCUGCUGAGGUACCGCACUGAUACUGGCUUCCUCUUGAAUCUGGGACAUAAUCUAUUUGGACUCUACCAGAAAUACCCAGUGAAAUACGGAGCAGGAAAGUGUCAGACUGACAACGGGCCUGCGAUACCUGUGGUCUAUGAUUUUGGUGAUGCCCAGAAGACUGCGUCUUAUUACUCCCCUUAUGGCCGAAAUGAAUUCACUGCAGGAUUUGUCCAGUUCAGAGUAUUUAAUAAUGAGAGGGCAGCCCAUGCCAUGUGUGCUGGAGUAAAGGUCACGGGAUGCAACAAUGAGCAUCACUGCAUUGGUGGAGGAGGAUACUUCCCAGAAGGCCAUCCUGUGCAGUGUGGAGACUUUUCUGCCUUUGACUGGAAUGGAUACGCUGCUCACAGUGGCUGGAGCUGCAGUCGGGAGAUCACGGAGGCGGCCGUGUUUCUGUUCUAUCGCUGAGGCCUUUGUGCUAUGGGACUUAGACCCCUUCUCCCAACUCUGGGAUCCCAGGGAUGUGGAACACCUGACCUAGUAACUACAUUGCUAAUGGGACAGGAAAGAAGAAUAAAUCGUAUUCAUCAAGGCUUAA